AGACUAUGAAUACGUGCGGUCACUGUGAUCGCAAAAUAGAGCAUGAACCUGCGCUUUUUGCUAGAGGAAGGCUAUGGCACGUAAAUCAUCUCCUAUGCAAUAUGUGUGGUUGCCGUAUUCAAGAAGAGGAAAAGUUUGAAGACAAGGAAGGCGUCAUCGCAUGUCGUCACUGUUACCUAUACGGAAACAAUCCUAGAUGUUCGGGCUGUUACGAUGGCAUUGAUGUCAAGUAUGUAGAAGCGAUGGGGGAGUUAUGGCACAAAACAUGCUUCCAGUGUAGUAUCUGUUUGCAGCCGUUAACUCGUAAUUUUGUGGAAAACGAGAGGGGUCUGCCAAUGCACAGACAUUGUUUCUGGAAGGAAUUGUUGUACAAAGAAGUCGUUUUGAACUCAAAAACUACGAGAUAGCUAGCAGACAACCAUUCACAAGGGUGCCAUAAAUAGAAUAUGCUUCGCCAAGUAUUUUCAAGAAGUUUAAAAAUAAGAUCCGAUCUAAAUAAAAAUCUAGAUGA
Molecule: messenger RNA, 511 nt
Organism: Cylicocyclus nassatus
Lineage: Eukaryota; Metazoa; Nematoda; Chromadorea; Rhabditida; Strongylidae
Source: the annotation of a GenBank genome assembly